CACAAAUCAUGAAACGUAUAGUAUCCUCCCAGUACCUUCAACUCGCCACCAGAAUCAUGACACUCAGUCGUCAGAUUAGCCAGCAGCAGGCAGCUUUGCAUCACCGGCGCUGCUGAGUGGUGAGACAACUCACACCUCAAACUCAGCCUCGCGCCAACGACGCGGCCUCACAUGAGCACUUCCAUCACACCCAAAACCACAACUCCGUACCACCAGAUCUCAGAUCUCCACCGUCCGAUCAUGAACCAUCAUGGACGAAGCAAAGAAGAAACUAUUCGGUCUCUUCCGGAGUCGUAGCAACUCGGAGAGUCCCUCAGGCUCUAGAAAGGAUAAAGAACGAGAUAGAGACAGAGACCGCGAUCGAGAGCGCAAACAUCGUCGAGACCACAGACGUCCACGCCGCCCCCGCUCCCCGAUCCAAGAAGGGACCCCGCCAACCACCCGCCCCGAACGCUCGCACAGCGCCCAUUAUUCGCGCUCCGAACCAAGGCGGUCCUCUGGCGCAUACGCAACUCCUCCCCCUCCUGCCCAGACCCAGAUCCUGCGGCCGCAGACCGUCCCGCCUGCGUUCCCGGCGCCGCAGCAACAGCAGCAGAUACAGUUCCCGCGGUUGACGGAAUGGCCGCCGAGGGGGUAUGGACGGGACGCGAGUCUGAGCCAGGGGAAGGCGAUGGAGUUUAUUUGUACGGGGAUCCCGGUGUUUAAGGGGCAUCGGAGGGGGAUCCCGCAUUUGGGGGAGGAGUACGUGCAGUUCUAUGCUACAUGUGAGGGGAAUGGACAUGCGGGGAGUGAUGGUGCUGAGCCGGCGUAUGAGGCGUUUGAUGCUGCGUCGUUGAGGUUACAAGGGGAAGGGAAGGCGAAAUAUCCGUGGGACACGUUGGAGCAGCCUAGUAUGGCGUUCUGCUAUGGGGCGAUGCCGGGGACGAUUACGUUGAAUCAUUGGGUUGGACAGAGUGGGAAUCCGAGUCCUGGGAUUGAGAUGAGGGAUCCGGGUGUGCAGCCUAGAGAUGUGGAGCUUUCUACUAUUCUAGAACGGUUGAUUUAUCUUGAGGGGGGCUUCGAAGAGGACUAUCCGGAUCUGAUGUAUAAGAAUCUCUACAAGAAUCUCUUGCGGGAUCCGGAUCGGAUUAUUGCUCCACAUAAGGCAAUGGAGAAGCAGAUUGCGGAUCUGAUUGUGGUGUUGAGUAGGAGGGAGUGGGUUGAUUUCAGCAAGCAGGAAAAUCAGGUUGUGGCUAAGUUCUUUGCCAAUGCUGUCUAUACGGAUGGUGGGAGGUACAAGAAGUUCUUUCAUCAGCUGUUGCUGAGUAUGGAAUUGGAUAUCAGGAUUCAUUCGAAGCAACAUACAGAUGCAGCGAAGGAGAGGCUAUUGGCCCAGCUGCCGCCUUGUAUUGCUUGGGAUCUAGCAUUGGCUAGAAAGUGGAGGGAGUGCAUGAAGAUUGAAAAGUAUAAGACGGGUGAUGACUCCAAUUCAAUACGUCUUAAGUCUGAAUCGAAGAAAGCACAAGUCAAAGCCCUUCGCAAGUUCGCCCGAGCAAUGAAAUGGCCCAACCUCGUCAAGGUCGAUGAAAUUCUCAAAGAGCGAGAUCCUGACGAUAAACCCCUCGAAGACCGCUCCUCAGACGCAAUGUCCUACUUUACUGGCGUGAUACUUCCAGGUGUCACUUUACCAUGGCUCAUCAUGAACUCUCUUAUCGACUGUGAUACUGAUGCAGGUGCCAACUCUCUUGCAGCACUGACACACAUGCAUCCUCACUCUGGGUUCCAAUAUAAGAGCACAACUUACUGGUCCUCUACCUCUAUUGUUGGAAAGGUUCUCGCGCCUACAUGUCGAGAGAUAGGAGGAUGGAUAGGACCAGCAAGACCAGCCCCUGACCUCUCUCGAAUCCAAAUAGCACGAAUCCGCCAAAGAAGACCAAAACAAAUCCUCAGCGCAGACGACGUCGAUUCAAUGACCGAACGAUCUGACCCCCUCGGCCCACCCUCUCACUCAUACCCCGUCUCCGAAUACCAACUCCUCCUCCCCGACCGCGAACCCUCCGACUUCAUCGACACAGUCCGCAUCGAAAAACUAGCACUAAAACCCGUCUCCGUCUCCUCGGCCCCAGAAAACGAACAAUAUAAAGACACGGGAAGACCACUCACCUACGACGCCGCCGUCCAAUUCGCCAUCGACGGCCGCAGCUGGCCCCUGAGACUAAGCUACGACGUGAGUUUCAUCGCCGCCUGUCCCUGCGCCGGCGCAGGCCCUCACCCGCUGUUUUUCGACUACGUCUACCAGGCCGUGAAAGUGGACCAGAUCCUCACCAUCAAAGAUUGGGGCGGUCUGAAUUCGGGCAAUAGUCUUUCUACGCGGGGUAAUUCGCCAUCAGCCACCUCUGAGGGUAGAGAGCGAGAAGCAGAGGAAGAGGAUAGCGAGAAAGUGCUCGUGGUGGAAUGUUUCGGGGUCGAGGAUAACGAGGUGUUGGCGCGGGCGUGGUGCUCGCAUUGGGGACUGAGCGCGGUGGUGGCGGAUGUGGAGAGGACGUGUAUGAGUUGUGCGGUUCGGGAGGCGUAUGCGGGGUGUGUGAAUGUGGUGGUCUUGAUUGAGGGGAGGGAGGGGAGUGAGUCGAGAUAG
This is a messenger RNA of Mollisia scopiformis, 2614 nucleotides long. RefSeq lists its product as uncharacterized. The coding region runs from base 251 to 2614 and encodes 787 amino acids. The transcript has 3 exons. The record is from RefSeq and is a predicted model, not a curated record. NCBI's taxonomy places the organism in Eukaryota, Fungi, Ascomycota, Leotiomycetes, Helotiales, Mollisiaceae.